CGUGAAACCAUUUAAAAAUAAAUCCAUUAUUCACUGUCCAUAUCUUAAUAAAUCGAUCGAUUUUAAUGCAUUUUUACAUGCAUAUGUACAAAUCUAGUAUUUUUCCGGUUACAUGCGGUCUUCCACAAUAACACGCUCUCAACUGGCUUGAAUGUAUUUUCGUGCUAUCUACACAUUGCUGCAAAGCCGAACAACUGCUUCAGCGACCGCAAUCCUUUCUAGACGCAGUAUGGCCUGCAGCCGCUACGAAUAUGUAAAGUCCUACGAACAGGAUGACAGUAUAUUGCCCAAUGUUUGGAUUGUCAUACGAAUCGAUGGUAAAAAGUUUCACAAAUUCUCCAAAGUGCACGACUUUGAGAAACCCAAUGAUGAGAAUGCGCUAAACGUAAUGAAUGCCGCUGCCGUUACGGUAAUGCAGGAGUUCCGAGACAUUGUGCUGGCCUAUGGGCAGAGUGACGAGUACUCCUUUGUGUUUCGCAAAGAGACGACGGCAUUCAAACGUCGUUCGGCCAAACUACUGACCUAUGUGACCAGCUUGUUCUCCUCGUCCUAUGUACUGCGCUGGCCGCACUGGAUGUCCCAACCCAUGGCCUAUGCACCCUGUUUCGAUGGACGUGUCGUACUCUAUCCCUCCGAUGAGAAUCUUCGCGACUAUCUGAGCUGGCGUCAGGCUGAUGUGCAUGUGAAUAAUUUAUACAAUACGGCGUUUUGGAAACUGGUACUGCAAACGGGUCUGAGCAAUCAGCAGGCGGAGGAACGCUUGCGUGGCACAUUUUCGGCGGAUAAGAACGAGCUGCUCUUCCAAGAGUUCGGCAUUAAUUACAACAACAUGCCUGCAAUGUAUCGCAAGGGAACCAUUUUAUUACGCAAACGAGUUGUGACCGGAGAGCUGCCCGACGAGAAGUGCCGACAGGCGAUUGUGCCACUGCACGAGGAUUUGAUAUCGGCCCAAUUUUGGAAAACGCACAGCGAAAUAUUGGCCAAUAAAUAUGUGCCGGGCACUCAUAAUGCAACUGAACCGAUGUCGCGCCUUUUGUCAGAACAACUAAAAAGUUUAGAAGCGCCCCUAGAGCAGCAAUUAAAAAACAAUGCUAAAAUAAGUUGAACUGAACUUAAGGCAAUAGUUUUGUAUAGCAAUUAAGAGCCGACCUAGUGGGUUUGUGAUAUUUAUAAAGAAACCAACUGUUUGACAAAAUAAAAAAUGGCUAAAUACAUGAAGAAAUAAAA
This is a messenger RNA of Scaptodrosophila lebanonensis, 1227 nucleotides long. It is a transcript of the gene THG, whose product is annotated as probable tRNA(His) guanylyltransferase. The transcript is spliced from 2 exons. Gene Ontology annotation, molecular function: tRNA guanylyltransferase activity; magnesium ion binding. The record is from RefSeq and is a predicted model, not a curated record. Bases 152 to 1105 code for a protein of 317 amino acids. Lineage: Eukaryota; Metazoa; Arthropoda; Insecta; Diptera; Drosophilidae. Gene Ontology annotation, biological process: tRNA modification.